This is a messenger RNA of Parnassius mnemosyne (clouded apollo), 5370 nucleotides long. The record is from the annotation of a GenBank genome assembly. NCBI's taxonomy places the organism in Eukaryota, Metazoa, Arthropoda, Insecta, Lepidoptera, Papilionidae.
AUGAACCUCCGGAAACAAAGAUUACAGUCAAGAAAAACCUCCUUGAACACUUUAAUCAAUACUGAAAAAUGGCGGGCUUACUCUAAAAUAAUCACCCACAUAGAUAGUGAUUUAACAGAAGAAUCGACCACCGACGAGGAUGAACCGAAGGACAACAACCUAAAAAAUUUGACGGAAGAAAUUUUUGGUCGAAAAAGCAUAUCUGCUGACCAAAUCGACCAAGACAUAGAAGUACAUCUCUCAAGAAAACAGACACUCAUUUUAGCUACCAUGGUUCCUGACGAAAUACUUCUGUUAGAAAAAUUUGAAGAAAAAGCAGAGCCAAAAAGAUUCGUCGGUGUCCUUUUAAUGGCAGACGUUUCUGGAUAUACAGCAUUAUCCGAACGUUACUCGAAUACUGGCAGAGGUGGUACAUACCGUUUGACGGUAACAUUAAAUACAUAUUUAGGUUCGCUCAUUGAAGUGAUCUACACUCAUGGAGGCGACAUCUUAAAAUUUGCUGGCGACGCAUUUCUUGCACUUUGGAAGACAAAUAACCGCACCUACCUUAAUCACACAAUACACACUGCUAUAACAUGUGCCUUAAUAAUCCAACAUUCUUUUGGAUCCUAUGAAACUGAUGUGAAAGUCAAUCUUAAGGUAAAAUUAGCAAUUUCAGCUGGAAACCUAAUGUUUGCUCCUAUUGGAAAAGGAAUUGAUAUGAAUUACAUUAUAUUUGGUUUACCAGUACUUGAAGCAAAAACAGCUGAAAGCCUUUGCGUUUCUGGAGAAGUAAAAUUAACACCAACGGCGUGGGGCCACUGUUAUUCUAGAAAUUAUGAUCAUAUUGUUCACGAUGAUGGUCAUGUCACAAUUAAAUCUAUUCUUUAUGACCCUCGGGAGAAAGAUGUAACCAAACCAUUUUUAGGCUUCGGUAAUAUGAUAAGACAAAUAAAAAAGCCUUUUAUCGGUAUCGAAAACCUACCAGAAGCUAUUCUACAAACUACUAAGACAAAAAAUUACAUGGAAUCACUAAAAACCAAUGACGCACUUAGUCUUCGCAAAACAAUAUUGAUAGCUGAAGAAAGAAAUAUUGGUUCAGAAUUACGAAAAUUUAUGAUCAGACCAGUUCUAACCCAAAUUGAUGCUCAUCAGCCAUUGGAAUAUUUGACUGAAAUGCGACAAGUUUCUGUAUUAUUUAUAACAUUGAAACCUCGAAAAUGUCCCUUUCCAAGACUUUUAACUAUAGUUAACAAUUCCUACCAAAUUACUUGCGAAAUUGUGUAUAAAUCGAUGGGGUGUGUCAAUAAAAUAAUUCUUUUCGAUAAGGACAUUAUGAUUCUCGUGAUUUUUGGCCUUCGCGGAUUCAAACAUGAGUCUGAAGCUCAAGCAGCUUUAAAAUGUGCUUAUGGAAUAAAAAAAUCAUUAUCGGCUCUAGAUGGUGUACUUGAAGUUUCAAUCGGCGUAACAACUGGGCAAGUAUACUGUGGUGUAAUAGGUCACCCGCUUCGUAGAGAGUUUACUGUUAUCGGAGCUAUUGUAAAUAAAGCCGCAAGGUUUAUGUGCUACUUCCGUAAUAAAAUAACUUGCGACGAAGCAACUUUUGUUAAAAGUAAAAUGUCUAACAAUGGUUUCACUCUACAACCAAACGUAAAAUUGAAGGGUAUAAUUCAUCCUGGGAAAAUUUAUGAGUACACGGAAGAAAUAAGAGUUAAAGAAUUAUUUAACAUACCAGUGAUACCGCCGCUUUUAGAUCGAAUCGAUGAAAUUGAAUAUUUUAAAAAUUGGAUAGAUGAGUAUCAUUUGCCAUUCAGAGACUUUGAUGCACUUUUAUUGAUAGGCGAAUUUCGCGCAGGAAAAUCUAGACUUCUAGAGUGGUUAAUUCGAUAUGUCAAAAAUAAAGGGCUACGCACUUGUUAUCUUAGCCUUUCGUCUAUUCAUUCGGCAACACCGUAUUUAGCGUUGGGUCAAAUAAUUGAUCAAAUGUUAGGAUUAAAAGAACCCAUUACUGGAUUUUCAAAAGAAGAAAAAAUUGUACAGUUACUAAAUUCCCACAGUACAGACCUAUGUUAUUUAAACAAUACUAUAAAAGUGCGUUUUGCUUACCAUGAAGGCAUUUACACCCAAGAUGAAAACAUACGGAGUCAAAAAACCAAAACCAUAUUUAAGAAAUUAAUUAUGGCAUUUCCUGAACCUCAAGUCAUAUUUUUAGAUGACCUUCAAAACUUAGAUAUUCCUUCCUGGGAGUUUUUAUCCAUCAUGUUAAAUGCACCUAAAAUAUAUACUGUAUUUACAAUAACACGUGGAAAAAUUAACAGUGUACAUAGUUGGCUCUAUAGUGUGUUUAUCAACAACAGUAUAAGAAAAAUUGUUCUAGGUGCACUGACUUCAAAAUGGAUACCUCCGCUAGCCUGUCAGAUUCUUGAUGUAGAGGCAGUUCCUUACGAUUUAUGUGAAACACUAAAAACAAAAUGUAAAGGACUACCAGGUGUAGUAGAAAGUUUUAUCGUACACUUAUUUUCGAACGGGGCCUUAGAGAUAAAAAAAAUUCCGAGGUGUGAGUUAAUUAAUUUUAAAAAUGAAGAUCUUCAAUUUCCUGAUCCCUGUUUAUUACGUCCACAAGCUGUUAAUUUAGAAGAUCAACAAACUCUUGAUCAACUCAUAAAUGAAAGUUCAACUGAUGAGAUAGCAGUAUGUAUCGUCACAAAGAAAGAGGAAUUGAAUACCGAUAUCAACGUACAAAAUCUUGACGCUAUAAUAAUGAUCCAAAUUGAUUCUUUGACACCCUAUCAGCAAUUAUUAUUAAAGAUCGCCUCAGUAAUAGGUGAUGUAUUAUCACGAAAUCUGCUGGAAAAUAUAAUGUAUGAGAACAAUCCACUUACAACAGCUAAAGCAAUAAAAAGAUUAUUUGCUAUGCGCAUCCUGAUAUGUGCAAAUGUUAGAAACCGUUUUAGCCGAAGGACAACUGCAAAAGUAGCAUCAGCCUCAAGUUUUUCUAGCCUUGCAAAUCUAACAUGUGAAUGUUCCUUUGAUUAUGAUCCAGAAGAAAAUGAAAACCUCCCUAAAUAUGCAUUUUGUAAAGUUAUGAAAUUCCGGAAUAAAAAUACAAGAAAAACCUGUUAUGAUCUUCUACCCAUUAACCAAAAAAAAGAAUUUCACUCUCGCAUAGUAAACUAUCUAGAACAGACAAAACAAAAAUGUCCUAGUUGUGGAGGCACAAUUAUGAUAGUACAGUCGAUUACAAACAUUCCAGUGAUAUCGUAUGAAAAUCAAAGAUUCACUAAUAAGAAUCAAAACGCAAUAGAUGAUUAUCAAAAUUUAUAUGAAGUAGAUGAAGAAUUGGAUGUGGCAAGUGUAGACAUCGCCCAAAAUACACCUGCUAUAGAAAACGACGACUUUAUAAAUGUAAGACGGUCAAAAUCAGUAGGCCUAAAUGAAGAACAGUUUGAACUUAAAACGACAAUAAGCGAAAUCAAUACAAGUUUAGAGCAGCUUGAAAAUAAGACCUCUCAACUUUCAACUUCAAUAAAACCUAAAAAUGUAGAUAACUUUGAUAGAGAUUUUAAGUCGACUAAAAGAGUAACGUUGUUAAGUUUUUGGGAUAAAUCCAACAAAUUUUCUGAUGGUGAAAAUUCAAAAAUGUUUAAUACGUUACGUGCAGUUACCGAAGCUAGCACUAUGAAUGAUUGGCAUCGUUUGGGAGUUAUUGACAGCACUGAUGAUAUAGAUGCAAAUAGUAAAAAAAAAUUUAAACUUAAAAUUGAAAAAGGUGUUUCAAAAACAAAUUUUGAAAAAUGUUCAUGCAUGGAAUUAAAUAUUACUAUUUAUGAACAACUUAUUAGUCAUGCCAGAGAAGCAGAUUUGAAAGUAAAAGUAAUUGAAUUUCUUAUAAAAUGUAGUUAUUUGAAUUUGUUGGCCAAUAAUCUUGACUGUGUUUUGUCUAAACUAGAAGAAGCAGAAGAGAUUUGUUCGGAAAACCAGGUGAUAUGUUUGUCUAAUUUCGAAAAACGCAGGUUUUUGGGAAGAAUAUAUUCACUAAGAGCGGCUACUUUAUUAAUGAGUGGAAAACUAUCAGCUGCAAAAAUACAUAUAGAGCGUGCAACCAAGAUAUAUGGUUUCAGUCUUGACAAAGUUUCAGACUUUUUCGAUAUUAGAAAUUUUACAUUAAAGCGGGGCAAAUACUUGAAGCACUACAUGAUUAUGAAAUCCGAUUCGAUAUUUUGUCUUAAUAUCACAACUUUAUUAUUUUCUGCUUUAGGAGAUAAUAAGGUUUCAAGGAUAUCCGCACUCCGUGCUUUAAAUUUAACACAGAAAGUGGAAUGCAACGUCGUGGAUUUAUGCGAUGCAUUCAGUAAUGCUAUUCAAGUAGAACUAGUUCGUGGAAAUGCUGAAAUUACAGACGAAAUAGAGCAAAUGGCGGUUCUUACGUUCAGAAAACUAUUACGACCGAUACAAGCCGAUGAGAUGUUUGCGAUUGGGAAAUUUUUCAUGUCAUCCUUUCGUGCUAGAAUAGCACGUGGUAAACUUGCUGCCUCGAUCCGUUCGGGUUUAAGAGCUCUUGUCAUUAGUCGUUUUCUCAAUGCGUACGAUAUUUCAAUUGACAUUAUACCUGAUCUUUUUUAUAUUUUAUUAUCUAGGCGUCGAAUUGAAGAGACUAUAGACGUACUUAAGUUACCAUUACAGUUAAGCUACAAACGAUCAGCAAUAGAGGGUAAAACAUGGUAUUAUGCCCUUUGCAUGGAUCUUAUACUGGACGCAGGUUUUCAGUUGGAGUCUCCCAAUGAGAUAAGUCAAUUUGCAGAACAGGCGUUAAGUAAAGGCCUAAUAGCAGGUCCAAGCAGGCGAAGAUUAGUUAUUGGUCUAUGGACGUAUUGGCUGCGUGCAAAUGUUGACCAUCUAGCAAAGCGAUUUGAAUCAGAGGCAUUAAGUUGGACAGCUUACGAAGAAGAUAAUGAUUCUCUGACCAAUAUAUUAAGUGCACUAAGAUUAGCUGAAGGAAUGCUAGAAAGCUUAGCCAGGAAAAUGGAUGACCUGCGGAAGGUGGUUGACUUGUUGGAGCUUCGGUCAAUAGCUGACAGGGAACUAGUUAGGCUGGAAAAAGACGCUCGUUUUUUGCGAAUAAUUUAUCCGAGAUGGAUGUUAUUAAAAGCAAACUCUCUUCUAUUAUCAGGCCGGCAAAAUGCAGCAAUGAACUUAUCUAACCACGCUAUCGAAGAAGCACGACGAAUCCAUAGUCACUUGGAAGAAUCACUAAUACGUGCUUCCUUAUCUAACUCGCGCUUUUGGAUCCAAAGUGCACGAGCCGGAAAUUUUAUGAAAUGGCAAGAAGGUUGUGAACAUGCACAGGUGGCUUGGUAUCAAAUAAUGUACAGAAUAACCACAACACGAUAA